Molecule: messenger RNA, 1626 nt
Organism: Mesocricetus auratus (golden hamster)
Lineage: Eukaryota; Metazoa; Chordata; Mammalia; Rodentia; Cricetidae
Gene: Rrs1
Product: ribosome biogenesis regulator 1 homolog
Biological process (GO): endonucleolytic cleavage in ITS1 to separate SSU-rRNA from 5.8S rRNA and LSU-rRNA from tricistronic rRNA transcript (SSU-rRNA, 5.8S rRNA, LSU-rRNA); ribosomal large subunit biogenesis; ribosomal large subunit export from nucleus
Cellular component (GO): nucleolus; nucleus; preribosome, large subunit precursor
Molecular function (GO): protein binding
Source: RefSeq, a predicted model, not a curated record
GAACGUUUAUCUUCCGGAUUUCGGCUCCGGACGUCCGCACGUGGUUGCCGGCUUUCGGGUGCUGCUGUAGACGGGGAGUCGGGACCCCCGAGCCGCGGCGGGGGCCAUGGAGGGCCCGAGCGUGGAGGAGCUGCUGGCCAAGGCCGAGCAGGAGGAGGCGGAGAAGCUGCAGCGCAUCACGGUGCACAAAGAACUGGAGCUGGAGUUCGACCUGGGCAACCUGCUGGCCUCGGACCGCAACCCCCCGACGCUGCUGCGCCAGGCCGGGCCGUCGCCCGAGGCCGAGCUGCGGGCCCUGGCGCGCGACAACACGCAGCUGCUCGUCAACCAGCUGUGGCAGCUGCCCACCGAGCGCGUGGAGGAGGCGGUGGUGGCGCGCCUGCCCGAGCCCGCCACGCGCCUGCCCCGCGAGAAGCCGCUGCCCCGGCCGCGGCCGCUCACCCGCUGGCAGCAGUUCGCGCGCCUCAAGGGCAUCCGUCCCAAGAAGAAGACCAACCUGGUGUGGGACGAGGUGAGCGGCCAGUGGCGGCGCCGCUGGGGCUACAAGCGCGCCCGGGACGACACCAAGGAGUGGCUGAUCGAGGUGCCUGGGGGCGCCGACCCCAUGGAAGACCAGUUCGCCAAGCGGAUCCAGGCCAAGAAGGAGCGCGUGGCGAAGAACGAGCUGAACCGACUGCGGAACCUGGCCCGAGCGCACAAGGUACAGAUGCCCAGCUCGGCAGGCCUGCACCCGACGGGACACCAGAGCAAGGAGGAGCUGGGCCGCGCCAUGCAAGUGGCCAAGGUCUCCACCGCUUCGGUGGGGCGUUUCCAGGAGCGGCUCCCCAAGGAGAAGGCGCCCCGCGGCACCGGCAAGAAGAGGAAAUUUCAGCCCCUCUUCGGGGACUUUGCUGCCGAGAAAAAGAACCAGCUGGAGCUGCUUCGAGUCAUGAACAGCAAGAAGCCUCAGCUGGACGUGACGAGGGCCACCAACAAGCAGAUGAGGGAGGAGGACCAGGAGGAGGCUGCCAAGAGGAGGAAAAUGGGCCCGAAGGGCAAGAGAAAGGGGGGCCGGCCAGGACCUUCGAGCAAGAGGAAGGGCGGACCGCCGGGCCAGGGAGAGAAGAGGAAAGGCGGCUUUGGGGGCAAGCAUCCCAGGUCUCCUGCUUUGGGUGGCAAGAAGAAAGGGGGGGCCGCACCAGGGUGGGAAGAGGAGGAAAUAGUCUUCUUCCCGCUGGACCUGUUCUGCAAAGCCGGGACGGUCUGUGCUGAGGGUUAAGCUGUGCUCAGUGCAGGCCGCGGCCCUCGUUGAACUUGAGAUGGCAGGGACAGGUUUGCCUCCCCUCGGGAGAGUCAGUGCGGGACUACGAAUUCAUGCCUUUCCCACAAUGGAGACACUGACUGGAAAUUAAGGACGUAUUUUGAGAAUAUGACAAUUAGAGAAAUGGUAUGGUCAGAACCAGGAGUAAGUUGACAGCUUGCUUUUUUACCUUGACUUUGGAUCAGAUUUCUGGGGUAUAGUAGAUGGGUUUCAGUAUUUUUGCAUUGUUUUGUAACAAAUCUUGUACAUUUAUCAAAGCAGGGAGAAUGGAGAAGACCAGUGUUUUACAAGUGUUGUAAAGGUUACUUAAUAAAAGUAUGCCGGUA